AUGGACAAUUUGAUUUCCCUUGUCAACAAGAUUGAAAGAGCUUGCACGGCUCUUGGUGACCAUGGAGAAGCAAGCGCAUUGCCUACUCUUUGGGACUCUUUACCUUCAAUCGUCGUCGUUGGCGGUCAGGGAAGUCAUCGGUGCUGGAAAGCAUUGUCGGCAAGGAUUUUUUACCGCGUGGAUCAGGGAUUGUUACUCGGCGACCUUUGGUGUUACAGCUUCAUAAGAGUGAAGAAGGAAGCAGAGAAUACGCUGACUGCGGUUAGGAAGGAGAUCCAAGAUGAAACGGAUACAAAAACUGGUCAAACCAAACAAAUCUCCAGUGUUCCCAUUCAUCUUACUAUAUAUUCUCCCAAUGUUGUCAAUUUGACUCUGGUUGACCUUCCUGGUCUUACCAAGGUAGCAGUAGGUAAGUUGCAGAAAAGCCUUAAACCAAUUCAAAACCGAUUAUCGGCAUUGUUGAACGAAGAUUCGGCAAUCAUGGAGCGACGUAGCGCUCUGGCCGAGAGGCUAGAAUUAUACAGGAGUGCACAAGCAGAAAUCGACAUGGUUGCUUGGUCCAAGUAG
This is a messenger RNA of Hibiscus syriacus, 567 nucleotides long. RefSeq names its product dynamin-related protein 12A-like. Gene Ontology annotation, molecular function: GTP binding; GTPase activity; microtubule binding. The record is from RefSeq and is a predicted model, not a curated record. The coding region runs from base 1 to 567 and encodes 188 amino acids. NCBI's taxonomy places the organism in Eukaryota, Viridiplantae, Streptophyta, Magnoliopsida, Malvales, Malvaceae. Gene Ontology annotation, cellular component: membrane; microtubule; cytoplasm. The transcript is spliced from 6 exons.